Molecule: messenger RNA, 4663 nt
Organism: Chenopodium quinoa (quinoa)
Lineage: Eukaryota; Viridiplantae; Streptophyta; Magnoliopsida; Caryophyllales; Amaranthaceae
Exons: 10
Coding region: 705-4370 (1221 amino acids)
Biological process (GO): protein phosphorylation; signal transduction
Cellular component (GO): cytoplasm
Molecular function (GO): protein binding; ATP binding; protein kinase activity
Source: RefSeq, a predicted model, not a curated record
CCCCCCAAAAAAAACCUUAAAUUUUGAUAUUUUUAUUUUAUGCUAUCAUUAAUAAAUAGAAAAAACAACUAUACAAAAAAGCCUUUUUCCUUUCUCCCUCCUCUUUCACUUUCUCUCUCCUCCCCUUCUCUCUCUCUUGCCCCGGUGUUGAUGCCGCCAAAAUCUCGACAAUGUCGCCGUCCGAUGACUUCAACUGAUCAUUUCAAUCGUAAAAAAGAAAAGUACAAAAACAAUUUAUGAUCGGUUGAAAUUUUGAUUUCUCUCAUGAUUAGUGAGAGAGAGGUAGUAAUUUUUGUUGAUCUUGUUAUAAUUUUUGAUUAAUCGUUUUCGAUUGAUUGAAUUUGAGCGAAUUUUGGAUUUUGAUAUGAAAAAAGAAAUUGGGUAUUUUUUUUUUGUACUUAUAUAUUGAUUAUUAGGUUUGAUUUUAAUGUUGUAUAUAGAUUUUAUAAUCGUUGAGUAUACUUUUGUUACUAGGUGAAUAAUUGGUGGGUUGAUUUCUGGGUAGCAUAUUAUAUAUACUGGAGUAGUUGUUUAUAUAUAUUUUUCUAUAUAUAUAUAUAGUAGUAUAUAAAUAUAAUUUUUUGGAUUUGCGAAAGAGGAAGCGAAAUUUGGAUUCAAGUAUGAGCUUUUGAUGAUUGAAUUGAGUUGGUGUUGUGGAGUUUGAAGGGGGCAGUUGUUAAGUUGCUCAAUUUUUGGGUGUAGAUAUGAGGGGAAAUGUGAAUGUACCCUUGGAUCAAGGGUUUGAAAAUGAGUCGACUGUAGGUGUUGCGAAUAGCAGAUUACGAGGGGGAAAUACUGUAAAUACUAGUAAUUAUGUGUCUGUACAGACGGGAGAGGAAUUCUCUUCUGAGUUUAUUCGUGAUCGUUUAACUCCGAAGGUGGUUCCUCCUGGGUUACCGAUGGUUCUGAAUCAAGAGAUAAGGGGUGGAUUAAACAAUGAGCAUGAUCGUCAAAUGGGUUAUGAAGAUCUUGCUAGAAUCCUUGGAAUUCGUAGAGUGGAUUCUGAAUGUAGUUCUGAGGUGUCUGAGUUUGCCUCUGCACAAGGGUGUCCUCCAGAGGUUGAUCAUUGGACUCGUGCUGAAAGAAGAUGUCACAUAGAUGACAGUGCUAAUGGCCAAGGGGUAUGGGAGGACACUGGUGUUUUGAAUUUUGAUCAAGGCAAUCUUGGAGCUAGAGUACCACCCGUUACUAUUCCUCAUUCUCCUCAUUCAUACAACCCUUGCGAUGUAGGGUCCUCUGAUGGCUCUCAACCUGGAAAAUUGAGGAUUCUCUGCAGUUUUGGUGGUAAAAUUUUGCCCAGGCCAAUUGAUGGGAAACUUAGAUAUGUAGGGGGAGAGACACGCAUGAUUUCUAUUAAGAAGAAUAUCACAUGGGAAGAACUUAUACAUAAGACUUCUGGCAUUUGCAAUCAACCACAUAGUAUCAAAUACCAGCUACCAGGUGAAGAUCUUGAUGCGCUCAUAUCAGUGUCUUCCAAUGAGGAUCUCCAAAAUAUGAUGGAGGAAUAUCAAGGUAUUGAGAAGUCGUGUGGAUCUCAAAGACUUCGGAUUUUUUUGAUCCCUGCAAGUGAAACUGAAAUUCGCAGUUCAGGCACUUUACCGCAGGCCAGUCCUGAUUACGAAUAUGUUGUUGCUGUCAAUGGUAUAGUGGACUGUAGCCCCCGGAAAGCCUCUGGUGAGCAACUAAUCAUCGAAUCAAACCAAUCAGGUGCUACAUUAGACCGCAUUCCAAGUUUUUGUGGUGAUUCACCUUCAUCUGUUCAUCGUUUGGAAAUCAAGGAUGGUUCUACCUCCUCACAAGGGGCACAUGUUACAAUGGAUUUCUUCAACAAUACCAGGUCACCUGUUCAGUCUCCUUCGUUAUCUACCAGACCCGCUCAGUCUGGUAAUGCAAAGAGUGGUGGCGUGCAAUGGUAUGGGGAUAGCUUAUGGAAACACAGUGGCGAAAGCAAUAGUUCUUUUGUUCAAACCCAACUACCAUCUGAUAGUGUAUCUGGCAAACCAAGUGUUCCUGGACAAGAGAUUAUUCCUGAAGCACAAUUGAGAAGCGGGGAUUUUAUCAUUCCUGUUACUGAUGGUAACCAGAAUCAUAAUGGCAGUCAACCAUCUCUGGCUUCAGGCAGAGCUGCUCAUCAUGAGAGGUAUAUGUCACAAGUUGAUUCUAGAGCCUUCAUGCUGGGAUCAGCUGACUUAAUGGACUCUUAUCAUGGUAUGAUUCAUGCAUAUUCAGAUUCCCAGCUGCAACAGUAUGGGGAGAAGUCCUCGUAUUGUUCACAAGAGGGAAUAAGCCCCUCUUCUUCAUUGCACUUUGCUAAUCCUGCAACAUCUUCCCAACCAUUUUCUUCUCCCCUUCAAGAAAAGGUCUUACCAUUGCAAGAGAAUGUCCAUAAUGUCAAGCCUGAAGUACAGAAUCAGCUGAUGGAUCUGGAACCUACUGAGUCCCGUAAAAGAGAUGAUCUCCCAAUUCCACAUUAUUCAAAGCCUCUGGGCUGCAAUUCAUAUAUUGAAGGCACUACCAAUAAUGUAAAUGAUAAGUACCAUAUGGGCUCUGAAGAUCAAUGUAUUCUGAAUCCACUUAUGCAGAAUCCUUAUAAUUCUAAUCCUCUAGGUCACCAGAUGACAAACAGGGUUUUAAGCUCUGAAACUCAGUUUCAUCAGGGUACAACUGAUCAAAAUGUGUUCCUUAGUAACCCUGUGGAGAACAAGUUGGUGAAUGGUAACUGUUUUCAUAUUAAUGCUGAUGCACCAGUGCCUCAAGUACACCAGCCGGUGCCAAUGUCCACCUGUGAUGCAAUUACAGCUUCAGAGGGUUUUCCCAAAUGCCAGCCUGAUUGUCAACUGGAAAGCACUUCAUCUGUUAUUGUCAAUAUCCAUGAUGAUGGCGAGGCUCUUCAUAGUAAUUUUACCGGAGAAUUCGCUGAUGAAGCUUUAGGAAGAUCUUCGAGCACUAUAGUGCAGUCUCGUGGUCAUAAUCGAGAGAUUGAUCUGCUUUCUGGUUUGUCAGAUGAUUCGUUUUUGUCUCUUGGAAAGCAGGCUGUUGUAUCCCCAUCUUCAGUUGGUAAUGUUGACUUUCAAUUUGACAUGAAUUCAACAAAAGUGGCUGCUUAUGGAGGGGAGAAUGUUUUCCAGCCUGACAAUAGCCAUCCAAUAGAGAAGUUUGAGAAGCUGGAACACCUUAAUGGCAAUGGCGUGACAUUGUCUAAUGACAUUGGUCGAGUAGAACCCUUGAAUAUGCAUAAGCAAAAUCACCUUGAGCCUCUGGUUGUUAUUGAAGAUGCUUGCAAUUAUAUGCCCAAAGAAGUUGCUUUUCCCUCUGUGCCUCCUCCUGCAGUAGAUGUUUUCUCUAAUGUUAGCUCAGAAGAGCCAAGUGUGGCAGACGGCGAUGGCAUUGGCGCAGAACUUGGCUCUGAGGAUUCUAAAACUGCUGGCUUGCAUAAGGAUGACUCUGUCAUUGAUGCUGUGAUGGCUGAAAUAGAAGCUGGCAUCUACGGAUUGCAGAUCAUUAAGAAUGCUGAUCUUGAAGAAUUGAGAGAAUUAGGAUCUGGUACUUAUGGGACUGUUUAUCAUGGAAAAUGGAGAGGAUCAGAUGUUGCUAUCAAGAGAAUAAAAAAGAGUUGCUUUUCAGGAAGAUCAUCUGAGCAAGAGCGGUUGACCAGGGACUUUUGGAGAGAAGCACAAAUACUUUCAAAACUUCAUCAUCCAAAUGUAGUUGCAUUCUAUGGGGUAGUUCCUGAUGGCGCUGGAGGUACCUUGGCAACUGUGACAGAGUUCAUGGUAAAUGGUUCACUCAGGAAUGUCCUAGUCAAGAAGGACCGAUCUCUUGAUCGUCGGAGAAAACUCAUUAUUGCCAUGGAUGCAGCUUUUGGGAUGGAAUACCUGCACUCAAAAAAUAUUGUUCAUUUUGAUUUAAAAUGUGACAAUUUGCUUGUUAACAUGAGGGACCCACAACGACCUAUUUGUAAGGUUGGGGAUUUUGGAUUGUCAAGGAUCAAGCGUAAUACAUUGGUUUCUGGUGGUGUUCGGGGAACACUUCCAUGGAUGGCACCAGAAUUGUUGAAUGGCAGCAGCACCAAGGUUUCUGAGAAGGUUGAUGUCUUCUCCUUUGGCAUUGCAAUGUGGGAGAUCUUGACUGGAGAGGAGCCCUAUGCAAACAUGCACUGUGGUGCAAUCAUAGGAGGUAUUUUAAAGAACACUCUCCGACCCCCAAUUCCAGAACGCUGUGACCCUGAUUGGAGGACUUUGAUGGAACAAUGUUGGUCAAUUGAGCCUGAUGCAAGACCUACAUUUACAGAGGUUACAAAUAGGCUGCGCUCUAUGUCUGCAGCUCUUCCAUCAAAGGAACAUACAAGAACUCUCUCAAGUAGAGGAUAGAUCCGGCGAAUCAAGCAAGGAAAACUUUUGUCUCUUCACUUUUUGUUAAUGCUGUAAUUUUCCUACCAAUUUUUCUUUUGUGCAUAUUUCUGUGACUUCUGUUUAGGCAAUAUUUUUUCAUUCUUUUGAUAUAAGAUCACAGUAUAUAGCUGGGCUUAUGCCGUACAAUGGUUGGUCUACCAUGAAAUUUUUGCUGAACAAAAAUAUCUGUAUAUAAACCUUAUACGGAGUAAGCUUCUAAGCUCUAAUGAGUUCGUUGAGUUGAGAUAAUGAUCAAUGGUGGCAUUAUAGUA